AUUCCGAUUCAAGGUGUGAUUGGAGUCCAAAAAAAAGUAUUAACCAGCACAGGUCAGUACACCGACUUCCUGCCCCAACUGAUUAAGUCAGAAGGGCCUGCUUGAUUGGCAAUUAGGGACAGGUGAGGAGAACAUCACUGAAAAAUAACCAGCAAACAAAAAUGUGGACAUGAAGGAAAAUAAUUGAGAACCACUGUUCUAUAGAAGUUAAUAUAAAUAUCGUAAAGCAACAAAUGAAAAAUUGUGAUGAUGAUGUCAUGCAGUCUUUGUUGUACAUAAAUACUGACACCAGCGGGAAAAUGAAUCCAUUCUCGGUGGCAAUGAGGUCUGAAAAGCCAGAAUAACGUCAGUGUCCUUGGGAGCUGAAGAGCGAUGCCGAUGCUGGUGAGUCACAGGCUGACUUUAUAACGUCAAGCAGAGCAGUUUUUCUCUUUAGUGGUCACCUGGAGGGACACGGAAGAUGUUUACCAUGAAGUCUUUCUGUCUGAUCUUCUUCGUCCCGCUCUUGGUGUCCAAAGGGUCUUCAGCAGUCAUCACAGGGGCGUGUGAAAAGGACUCCCAGUGUGGAGAAGGGACGUGCUGUGCAGUGAGUUUGUGGAUCCGCAGCCUGCAUAUGUGCACGCCGAUGGGCGAGGAAGGAGACGAGUGUCACCCCUUGAGCCACAAAGUUCCUUUCUUGAGGAUAAGACUUCACCACAUGUGUCCAUGUCUUCCCAGGCUGCGCUGCAUCACUGUAGAGGAAGGACGAUCUAAAUGUCUCUCACCCUACAUAGAGCAAGACUACAUCUGAGCACACUAUUUUCUCUUUGACUACC
Messenger RNA from Entelurus aequoreus (snake pipefish), 815 nucleotides. It is a transcript of the gene prok2, whose product is annotated as prokineticin 2. The record is from RefSeq and is a predicted model, not a curated record. The transcript is spliced from 4 exons. Lineage: Eukaryota; Metazoa; Chordata; Actinopteri; Syngnathiformes; Syngnathidae. Bases 461 to 790 code for a protein of 109 amino acids.